UAAGGAAGUCGGAUCAGGCUGGGGGAAGGGUAACGUUUCGGAAAUCCCCGAAUAAACUCUCUUAUACUCCAAAUAAUCUAUUUCUUUCUCACUAUAAAAUAACAAAGAUUUAUAUAAUUCAAAUGGAAAAAACUGGAGCAGUGGCUCAUAUUGUAAAUCCUAUAUUUACAGUAGGUCCGUGCGGCUACCAAAAGUUACAACAAAGAACUCCAUUGGCUCUCCAAUAUCCAGCUGUGUCUCCAUGAAGCAUGAGUGCAUCUAUGGAUCCUCCUGCAUUCAAUGAUGAAGACCCAUCACCUAGACAAAGUCAAUCCCAGAUAAAGAGACCAGACUCACCAUUAUCAAGCUGCGUCUCUAUGAAGAGUGAGUCAUCUAUGGAUCCUCCUGUUAUAUACACAGAUGAAGAGUCUUUAUCUGGACCCAGUGUAACACAGAUACAAAGGCCAGACUCACCGUCACCCAGCGGUGUUUCCAUGAAGAGUGAUGUAUCUAUGGAUUUUCCUCUUUCAUUCAAACCUGGAGAGCCUUCAUCUGGACACAGUGUAACACAGACAAAAAGGCCAGACUCACCAUCACCCAGCGGUGUUUCCAUGAAGAGUGAUGUAUCUAUGGAUUUUCCUCUUUCAUUCAAACCUGGAGAGCCUUCAUCUGGACACAGUGUAACACAGAUACAAAGGCCAGACUCACCGUCACCCAGCGGUGUUUCCAUGAAGAGUGAUGUAUCUAUGGAUUUUCCUCUUUCAUUCAAACCUGGAGAGCCUUCAUCUGGACACAGUGUAACACAGAUACAAAGGCCAGACUCACCGUCACCCAGCGGUGUUUCCAUGAAGAGUGAUGUAUCUAUGGAUUUUCCUCUUUCAUUCAAACCUGGAGAGCCUUCAUCUGGACACAGUGUAACACAGACAAAAAGGCCAGACUCACCAUCACCCAGCGGUGUUUCCAUGAAGAGUGAUGUAUCUAUGGAUUUUCCUCUUUCAUUCAAACCUGGAGAGCCUUCAUCUGGACACAGUGUAACACAGAUACAAAGGCCAGACUCACCGUCACCCAGCGGUGUUUCCAUGAAGAGUGAUGUAUCUAUGGAUUUUCCUCUUUCAUUCAAACCUGGAGAGCCUUCAUCUGGACACAGGUGUGAAUCUUCAUCUUCUGUAACUGCAGUUCAGGAGAAAUGCAAAUUAAACCUUAAGAGGUUUCAGCACUUGAAUGAGGUGAUAACAGACCAGGGAAACCCAACACUUCUCAGUGAGAUCUACACAGAUCUCUACAUCACAGAAGGAGACAGUGGAAAAGUCAAUAGUGAACAUGAGGUGAGACAGAUCGAAGCAGUAUCGAGGAGAGCAGAAACAGAGGAGACACUGAUCAACUGUAGUGAGAUCUUUAAGCCCUUAUCUGAAGAAGACAAACCCAUCAGGAUCGUUCUGACAAAGGGAGUCGCUGGCAUUGGAAAAACAGUCUCUGUGCAGAAAUUCAUUCUAGACUGGGCUGAAGGGAAAACAAAUCAGGAUGUUCUGCUUAUAUUUCCACUUCCUUUUAGAGAGCUCAAUCUCUUGAAGGAUCAAAAACGAAGCCUGGUGGAGCUUCUUCACUUCUUUUUGAUAGAGAUAAAUGAAAUAAAUAUUUCCAGUCUGGACAAAGUUCUGUUCAUUUUUGAUGGUUUGGAUGAGUGUCGUUUCCCUCUGGAUUUCCAGAACACAGUGAGAGUGUGUGAUGUAACUAAACCAGCAUCAGUAGAUGUUCUGCUGAUAAACCUGAUCAAAGGAAACCUGCUUCCCUCUGCUCUCAUCUGGAUCACCUCCAGACCAGCAGCAGCUGAUCAAAUCCCCCCUAAGUGUGUAGAUCGAGUCACAGAGGUACGAGGGUUCAAUGACCCUCAGAAGGAGGAAUAUUUCAGGAAGAGGAUCAGUGAUCAGGACCUGAGCAGCAGAAUCAUCACACACCUGAAGUCAUUAAGAAGCCUCUACAUCAUGUGCCACAUCCCAGUGUUCUGCUGGAUUUCAGCCAUUGUUCUAGAGAGAAUGUUGGGUGAAGCAGAGAGUGGAGAGAUCCCCAAGACUCUGACUCAAAUGUACACACACUUCCUCAUCAUUCAGACCAACUUUAUAAAGAAAAAGUACACAAAGAGCCAAGAGGCAGAUAAAGAAAUGGUUCUGAAACUGGGGAAACUGGCUUUUCAGCAGCUGAUGAAGGGCAACCUGAUCUUCUAUGAGGAAGACCUGAUGGAGUGUGGCAUUGAUGUGACAGAAGCAUCAGUGUAUUCAGGUGUGUGUACAGAGAUCUUUGGAGAGGAGUUUGUGUUUCACCAGAAUAAAGUUUACUGCUUUGUUCAUUUGAGCAUUCAGGAACAUCUCGCAGCUCUGUAUGUGCAAAUGACAUUUAUGAAUGAAAAGAAGAAUGUUCUUCAACAGAGUAUGUUCUCUAAACUGUUAGCGCUACUUAAUGGGGUGACAAUCUUGGAUGUACACAAGAGUGCUGUAGAUCAGGCUCUACAGAGAAAAAAUGGACAUCUGGAUCUUUUCCUUCGCUUUCUUCUGGGUCUCUCACUGGAGUCCAAUCAGAUCCUCUUAAAAACCCUAGUAACACCAACAGAAAGUAGUUCUUACAGAAAGCAGAAUACAGUAAAUUACAUUAAGUUGAAGAUCAGAGAAAAUCCCUCAACAGAGAAAUUUAUCAAUCUCUUUCACUGUCUGAAUGAACUGGAAGAUCAUUCUCUAGUUGAGGAAAUCCAACAGUACCUGCAAUCAGGAAAUUUACAACAAAGUGAACUUUCUCAUUCUCAAUGGUCUGCUCUGGUGUUUGUGUUACUGAAAUCAGUUCAAGAACAGGAUGUGUUUGUUCUUAAUAAAUAUACCAACAAACACUGUGCAUCAGAUGAUGUUCUUCUAAAGCUCCUGCCUGUGGUUUCUGCAUCCAGAAAAGCUGAGUUUAAUAACUAUUACCUAAAUGAAAAAAGUUGUGCAGCUUUGGCCCAAGUGCUCAGCUCUGAAUCCUCCAUACUAAAAGAACUCUAUCUAUCAGAGAGUAAACUCAAAAACUCUGGAGUGAAGUGUCUCUCAGAGGGACUGGGGAAUCCUCACUGUAAACUGGAGACACUGAGGUUGUGUGGUUGUGGUGUGUCAGAUGAAGGCUGUGCUGCACUGAAUUCAGCUUUGAUUUCAAACCCCUCACACCUGAGAGAACUGGAUCUGUCUAGGAAUAACAUCAGAGACUCAGGAGUAAAGUGUCUCUCUGCUGUACUAGAGAAUCCUUACCAUAAACUCAAGACACUGAGGUUGUGUGAUUGUGAGAUCUCAGAUGAAGGUUGUGCUGCUCUGACUUCAGCUCUGAAAUCAAACCCCUCAUACCUGAGAGAACUGGAUCUGUCAUGGAAUAAUAUCAAAAACUCGGGAGUGAAGUGUCUCUCUGCUGUACUGGAGAAUCCUCACUGUAAGCUGGAAACAUUGAGGUUGUGUGAUUGUGGUGUAUCAGAUGAAGGUUGUGCUGUUCUGGCUUCAGCUCUGAGAUCAAACCCCUCACAUCUGAGAGAUCUAAAACUGUCCUGGAAUUACCUCAGAGGCUCAGGAGUGAAGUGUCUCUCUGCUCUACUAGAGAAUCCUCACUGUAAACUGGAGAUACUGAGGUUGGAUCAUUGUGGUGUCUCAGAUGAAGACUGUGCUGCUCUGAGUUUAGCACUAAGGUCAAACCCCUUUCACCUAAAAGAGCUGGAUUUGUCUUGGAAUACCAUCAGAGGUGCAGGAGUGAAGUGUCUCUCUGCUGCACUGAAGAAUCCUCACUGUAAACUAGAGACACUUAGGUUGUGUAAUUCUGAUGUCAUAAAUGAAGGCUGUGCUGCUUUGACUUCAGCUCUGAGAUCAAACCCCUCACACCUGAGAGAACUGAAUCUGUCUGGAAAUAAGUUCAAAGACUCAGAAGUGAAGUCUCUUUUUGCUGUACUGGAAAUUUCUCACUGUAAAUUGCAGAUUCUGAGGUUGUGUGAUUGUGAUGUUUCAAAUAAAGACUGCGGUGUUCUGACUUCAGCUCUGAGAUCAAACCCCUCAUACAUGAGAGAACUGGAUCUGUCUAAUAAUAAACUCGGAGACUCAGGAGUGAAGCGUUUCUCUGCUGUACUGGCAAAUCCUAAAUGUAAACUGGAGACGCUGAGGUUGUGUGGUUGUGGUGUCUCAGAUGAAGGUUGUGCUGCUCUGACUUUAGCUCUGAAAUCAAACCCCUCACACCUGAGAGAACUGGAUCUGUCUGAGAAUAAACUUGGACCCUCUAGUGUGACGCAUCUCUUUGCUGUACUGGAGAAUCUUCACUGUAACCUGCAGACACUGAGGUUGAGUGAUUGUGAGAUCUCAAAUGAAGGCUGUGCAACUCUGACUUCAGCUCUGAGAUCAAACCCCUCACACCUCAGAGAACUGGAUCUGUCAAGGAAUAACAUCAGAAACUCAGGAGUUAAGAAUCUCUCUGCUGUACUGGAGAAUCCUCAAUGUAAACUGGAGAUACUGAGGUUAUCUGGUUGUGAUGUCUCAGAUGAAGGCUGUGGUACUCUAAAUUCAGCUCUCAGCUCAAACCCCUCACACCUGAGAGAACUGGAUCUGUCUUGGAAUAAAAUCAGAGACUCAGGAGUGAAGUGUCUCUCUGCUGUACUGGAGAAUCCUGACUGUUAUCUGCAGACACUGAGGUUGUGUGAUUGUGAUGUGUCAGAUGAAGGUUGUUCUGCUCUGACUUCAGCUCUGAGAUCAAACCCCUCACACCUGAGAGAACUGGAUCUGUCUAGGAAUGAAACCAGAGACUCAGGAGUGAAGUGUCUCUCUGCUGUACUGGAGAAUCCUCACUGUAAACUCAAGACACUGAGGUUGUGGUAUUGUGGCAUCUCAGAUGAAGGUUGUGUUACUUUGACUUCAGCUCUGAAAUCAAACCCCUCGUAUUUAAGAGAACUGGAUCUGUCUCGGAAUAAAAUUAAAGACUCAGGAGUGAAAUAUCUCUCAGCUGUACUAGAGACUCCUUACUGUAAACUGGAGACACUGAGGUUGUGUGGAUGUGACCUCUCAGAUGAAGGUUGUGCUGCUUUGAAUUCAGCUCUGAAAUCAAAUCUUACCAACCUGAAAGAACUGGAUCUGACUGAGAAUAAACUAGGAGACUCAGAGAAGAAGCAGCUCUUCGGUCUUAAACUACAGAAUUUGAGGUUGUGAAGGAUUUUCACCUGAUGCAGAACCCAGAUAAGGCAUUUGACUGAAAUGUGGCUUUUUCAUAAGCACAAUAUCUACACUUUUUUUCCCCUCACAUUGUACAAUGACCUGAAUAUAAUUGUAUAUAUAUCCCAACUCCUGCUGCAGAAAACAUGCCCCAAACCAUGACACUUCCUCCUCCACUUUUCACUGACUUCU
Messenger RNA from Silurus meridionalis, 5363 nucleotides. RefSeq names its product NLR family CARD domain-containing protein 3-like. Gene Ontology annotation, molecular function: protein binding. NCBI's taxonomy places the organism in Eukaryota, Metazoa, Chordata, Actinopteri, Siluriformes, Siluridae. The transcript has 24 exons. The record is from RefSeq and is a predicted model, not a curated record. The coding region runs from base 249 to 5168 and encodes 1639 amino acids.